AUGACUCGUCUUGGUCUCGUCCUCCUGGCGCUAGCAGCACUGGCUCACGAUGCAGCUUGUUCGAGUUUACAAUCAAGGUCCAAACGAGCGGCAGUACAGCUGGGUAACAGUUCUCCCUCCUCGUACUGCCAGAGUCUGUUAGACAUGGCGGACACUGUGUCCGACAUCAACCAAACCCCACUUCUAGAGAUGCUCAUCAACCAGGCAUGUUCAAACGUUGUCUUCUUGCCCGAUGAAUUCACAACGCAGGAAGCAACGCAAACGACAACGACAAAGUCAACGACAACUUCAAGGACAGCGACAGCAACAACUACAACAGCUAAUCCUUCGACGCGAACAUGUGGUACUAUCACCGAAGCAGCGUCAUCUCUGAGAGUCAUCAACGGACAGAGAGUGGCUGUGGGAGAAUAUAAGUUCCUGGUAACACUUCUUAAAAACGACCAGGUUGUGUGUACCGCCACAAUCAUAGACCCAACCCACGUCAUGACAGCAGCUCACUGCACUAGACGCUCGACGGCAGAACAACUUUCGGUUGGCAUAGCCGAACAUGAUAUUACCAAGAAUGACGGCGAAAAGAUCAUCAAGGUGAAGACGUUAACCCAGCACAGUGGGUACAACCAUGCCAACAUAGUGAACGACAUCAGUGUCCUGACACUGGCGGAGCCCAUCACCGGUAUCAAGAACGCCGAGCCGGUGUGUCUCCCAGUCGACGGCCAGUGCGAGAACCUGAACGGAAUGCAGUGUGUUGUGGCAGGGUGGGGAGCCACCUCACAGCAGGGCGGGUUCAGUUCCUAUCCAAACUUCCCCUACGAUGCAACUGUCGUGACUUACGAUGGGAAAUCGUGCCCCCACAGAAAUUCAGCACCCAGUGACCAAAAUACACAGAUCUGUGCUGCUGGGGAAUCCGACACUUGUGAGGGUGAUUCCGGCGGUCCGCUGGUCUGCCAGUACGGCGGUAGAUGGGUCCAGUGCGGCGUGACAUCAUACGGGGCGGAGGAAUGCAAUGCCAAGGACACACAAGGCAUCUACACAAAAGUACCUGCCUACGACGCGUGGAUUAAGUCAGCUCUUGCAAAAUGAAGACUCGGGCAACUGUAGCGUCAUUCAAUAAAGAUAGAGCCGUU
This is a messenger RNA of Haliotis rubra (blacklip abalone), 1124 nucleotides long. Its product is annotated as thrombin-like enzyme acutin. Bases 1 to 1080 code for a protein of 359 amino acids. The transcript is spliced from 7 exons. The record is from RefSeq and is a predicted model, not a curated record. Gene Ontology annotation, biological process: proteolysis. NCBI's taxonomy places the organism in Eukaryota, Metazoa, Mollusca, Gastropoda, Lepetellida, Haliotidae. Gene Ontology annotation, molecular function: serine-type endopeptidase activity.